Molecule: messenger RNA, 3346 nt
Organism: Micropterus salmoides (largemouth bass)
Lineage: Eukaryota; Metazoa; Chordata; Actinopteri; Centrarchiformes; Centrarchidae
Gene: ncdn
Product: neurochondrin
Exons: 8
Coding region: 107-2962 (951 amino acids)
Biological process (GO): regulation of neuronal synaptic plasticity; neuron projection development
Cellular component (GO): dendrite
Source: RefSeq, a predicted model, not a curated record
UCGCUGGUCCGACGUUUGAACAGACCAAAAUGGCGUCUUCGCCUUUCAACAAUCCCUCUUGCGAUUGGUUCUUUGAUAUUGUUGCGCCGUUUUCAUUGGUUUCUUGAUGAGUUGUUUUCACAGUUCACUUCCGAAGAGAGCUGAAGAGUUGCUGUCGCGUGUGGUGAGAGCGCUGUCAUUCAACAAAAUUAUAAUGGCUGACAGUGCCGACGUUAACGUUACACCUGUCGUGAGCAGCCAGCCUCCUGGAAAAGAGGAGCAGGGAGGAGGAGAAGGUGGAGAGGGCGCAGAGAAGGAUGCAGGAGGUGGUCUGACUGACGCCCAGACAGAGAAGGAUGCAGGAGGUGGUCUGACUGAUGCCCAGACAGAGAAGGAUGCAGGAGGUGGUCUGACUGAUGCCCAGACAGAGAAGGAUGCAGGAGGUGGUCUGACUGAUGCCCAGACAGAGAAGGAUGCAGGAGGUGGUCUGACUGAUGCCCAGACAGAGAAGGAUGCAGGAGGUGGUCUGACUGAUGCCCAGACAGAGAAGGAUGCAGGAGGUGGUCUGACUGAUGCCCAGACAGAGAAGGAUGCAGGAGGUGGUCUGACUGAUGCCCAGACAGAGAAGGAUGCAGGAGGUGGUCUGACUGAUGCCCAGUCAGAGCUGUUGGAGAGGUGUCUUCAUUCACUCAAGCAUGCUAAAAAUGACAGUCACACAUUGGCUGCUCUUCUGCUGAUAACUCGCAUGUGCCCAGCAAGCCAGCUAGACAAACCCACCUUGAGGCGCAUCUUCGAGGCCGUGGGGCUGAACCUUCCAGCUCGGCUUUUGGUGACAGCGGUCAGAGAGGGUGAGAACUCCAGUUUACCGCCACACGAACUGCUCUCCCUGGGCACAGCUCUGCUGGCUGCCCUGAGUACAGACCCAGAUAUGGCCUCCCAUCCCCAGCUCCUCGCCACCAUCCCGCUCCUGCUGGGCAUUUUAGCCAACGGUCCUGUGAACCAGCAGAAACAGGCAGCCCAAGUUGGAGAGAUGGGGCAAAAUCCAGACUGGAAAGUCCAGUCAGCAGCGAGUUCAACCACAGAAAGCAAUCCUGCAAAUGUGGCAAAAUCAGCAGGAGAGGGUAAGACCAGCAAGCAAAAAGGUGAUGACUGCAGUGAGGGAAACAGAGUAUCAGCAUCUCAAGAAACCUCACCCUCCUCCAAGCUCGAUGAGGCCAUGGCUGCUGACUGCUACCAGGUCCUCACAGCCGUGUGUGCUUUACCCAAAGGUCCAGACCAGUUGCUCAGCAGGGGUGCCGUCCCUUCUCUGUGUCAAGCAGUGGAACAAAACCAGACUUUCAGCCACAAGAGAGGGCUUGCCUUGCUUGGUUGCCUCCUCUCCGGUAAAAACAAGGACAAAGUGUGGAGCAAACACCCUGCAGAACUUCUCACUCUGCUGGCCAGGCUCUCCAAAGACUUCUGCAAAGCCAGAGACCAGACCAGGCUGGACAUGUGUGCCCAGUUGGUGCAGUUUCUCCCACCAGUAGGAGUGGCAGUAGAGAGUGAGGAGCUGAAGGGAGUCGUGGCCCAUGUAUGGGGUGCAUUGAGACCCAUGCUGCAGGCCAAGUUGACACCGAGACAGAUCGGUCCGAUCCUGGUCCUCAGUGCUUGUCUGCUGGAUUUGUACGGGUGGGAGCUGGUGGGGCCGCCAAAGUUCUGCUGCUUACUAGUGAACCGGGCCUGCGUGGAGGUCAGAAUGGGUUUGGAGGAACCGCCUGGUAACGAUCUGAGCCCAGAGCUGCAACAGACUCUCACAGGCUGUUACCGAAUCAUGGAGGCUGCCAUAGAGCAGGCCUGCUGUCUGGGAGUGUCACAGACCACGGCACUUCCUCAGAGCUCCGUGUCUUCACUCAGCCUGCAGCAGAGCAGGCAGGUCCUCGGGGUGUUGGAGGAGGCCUUCUCUGCUUUAAUGUACCACCUGCAGCAGGUGGAUCCAAGUCGCUAUGAUGAUCCUUUUAUUUUCGCCACAUUCCGCUCUCUGUGCUCAUGGCUGGCCGAGGAGACUUCCUGUCUGAAGGAGGAAGUGACUGGACUGUUGCCGUUCUUGAUCGGCUACUCCCGGAGCCACUUGCAGGCUGAGAGCCCAGAGCAGGGCCUCUCUGGCUGGAUGGCCGAGAUGUCGGUCAGGGAGGAGAGGGAAGGGUGGACGGGCAGAGAAGCUCUCAGGUAUCUCCUCCCAGCUUUGUGCCACCUGUCAGCAGAGGAAGGUCCCAGAAAGGUGCUUCUCACCCUCGACACCCCGGCCCUGCUGGUGGACUUCCUGUCGCAGUGCUGGACUUCGCUCAAGGGGAAAAGUGGGGUGGCGUCAGCCAGGGAUCCCAGCAUGGAGACAGCCUGCUCAGCCCUCCUUAACUUCACUGUCACAGAGCCGGAGAGAGUCAGGAAGGACCCAUGUUUCAGAACGCUGGAGGCCCUUUUGAGUGAAGCACUUCCUGUUUUGGUGCAUAAGCCCCGUCUGGUGGUCCUAGCAGCAAAUUACUGCACACUGGGACUAAUGAUUGGCAGACUCAAAUCCGCUCCCUCAGGCUCAGUUGAAGCCGGCCAGAAGCGGUUCUUCUCUACAGCGCUCCGGUUCCUCCUCAGCGCCCUGGAGUCUGGCUCCAGCCACGGUCCAGUCAGGGUGAGCCCCAGCUGGGAGGAGAGUUGGGACGAGGCCGCGGAGCUCUGGAGGUUGUGUCUGCAGGCUCUGGGAGGCUGCGUCCGCGCUCAGCCCUGGAUCACCACGCUGGUCCGAGACGAAGGUUGGCUCAAACACACACUCACCAUGCUGAGUCAGUGUAACGCACUACCUGACCAGCACACACAGGAGGCGCUAGAGGAAGCUCUGUGUGCCAUGGCAGGCCAGUGCCCGGUCUGUGAACUGGAGAUUGGAGACAUGAUGAGAAACGAUAAAGGGGCUUUGAGCUGUAUGAGGAACCUGAAGAAGUCUGUGGUAGUGAAGUGAAACCAAGCUGCUGCCGACAGACAAUGUGCUCUUUAAUGGAGUAUUUUUAACUUGCAGAGUUGAAAAGGAAGUAAUAAAGGAGGGCUGUUACUGAAGCCAAGCUUGUGUGUUGAUUACUUGUACCAAUCUGACAUGAAUAAUGUGUUACCUUUUGUCCCAGACUUAAAGAAAUAAUGAAAGGCCCCAGAUACUACAGGUCUAGUGAUAUUUGCAAAUGAGCUUACAUUGAAAAGAGGGCACUGAAAAUUAUGUUCCACAAAUCAAAUUUUCAGUGUAAUGUGAUAUAAAUGUUUAGUCAGCUGUGCUCUGAAAAGACACAGUUUCUUACAUGUCAAUUGUGAAAUGUUAAUGUCUUUAAUAAAGAGCUAUUUUGUUAGAAAACCA